Messenger RNA from Sus scrofa (pig), 2888 nucleotides. It is a transcript of the gene ATOH8, whose product is annotated as atonal bHLH transcription factor 8. Gene Ontology annotation, cellular component: nucleus. Gene Ontology annotation, biological process: positive regulation of transcription by RNA polymerase II; anatomical structure morphogenesis. NCBI's taxonomy places the organism in Eukaryota, Metazoa, Chordata, Mammalia, Artiodactyla, Suidae. Gene Ontology annotation, molecular function: E-box binding; DNA-binding transcription factor activity; protein dimerization activity. The record is from RefSeq and is a predicted model, not a curated record.
CAGAGUGGAUGGGGCUCUAGCAAGUGACAGAGCAGGGGGAGUGAGAGUAUCGGGCAAUUCCAUGGCCCUUCCCUUAUUCCACCGACCCCGGCCCCAGGAGAAGACGCCCUACGGUUUCUUUCUGGAUUGGCAAGCUGGGGUGGAAGGGUGGACCGGAGGUGCUGGGUGCGGAAGGUCAACGCUGCGUCACCUAGAGGUCAGCAAGGCUGGGGAGCGAAGGCCCAGCUCUGGUUUGGGGAAGAGCUGAAGGGCCCAGAAGCCACGUGCUCGGGAGCAGACUGUCCUCUGGGCAAAGAGACGCCCCCGGACUUGAGGAGGGGGCAGGGAGGGGGAGCCAGAGGAGGCAGGUUCUGGGCAGAAGGGAUGGGGGUGGGGGGAGGUAGAGAGGACGCGGACAAAGGAGGCGGCCGGCAGCCCAGCUGUUUUGAAAAAUGCUUCCUGUUUCUUUAAAGGCGCUCGCUGCUCGGGCGGCCCGGGCUGGGGAGGCGGCGGCGGCGGGAGCUGCCUCCUCUCCGGGCGGCGGCGCUGACUGAUCUCGCGAACUGGGCUUCUGUGUAAACUGAGGCUAAACAAACACAGAUGGAGCGCAGCGGGCGUUCUCCAGAAAUGCUGGCAAGGCGGCAGCGACUUCAGAUGACACUCUGAGCGCUCCGGGAACGGACAGCCCGGCGGCUUCGCGGAGCCGGCGGCGCAGCUGCCCCGGGCGAGGGGGAGAAAGGGAGGGAGGGAGGAGGGAGGGAGCGUGCAGGGGGAGAGCUGGAGACUCGGAGGCGCUGAGCGCUGCGGCCGCCCGGGCAGAGCCGGCGCGCGGCGUGCAGAGCGAGCGCGGCAGGCGCGCGUCCAGGGCAGCCCCACGCCCCUGCCUCGCGCGCUGCCCGCGCCAUGAAGCACAUCCCGGUUCUCGAGGACGGGCCGUGGAAGACCGUGUGCGUGAAGGAGCUGAACGGCCUCAAAAAGCUCAAGCGGAAAGGCAAGGAGCCGGCGCGGCGCGCGAACGGCUAUAAAACUUUCCGAUUGGACUUGGAAGCGCCCGAGCACGGCGCCACCGCCACCAACGGGCUGCGGGACAGGACCCAGCGGCUGCAGCCGGUCCCGACCCCGGUGCCAGUCCGAGUGGCGCCGGCCGUUCCCUCAGGUGGGGGCGCGGACACGGCUGUGGAGCGCGGGGGCGCCCGGGCGCCAGAGGUCUUGGACGCGCGGAAACGCGGCUUCCCUCUGGGCGCAGUGGGGCCGGGACUCCCCACGCCGCCGCCGCCGCCUCCUACGCCCCAGGGCCAGGUACCUGGGGGUCCCGAAGCACAGCCUUUUCGGGAGCCGGGCCUGCGUCCCCGCAUCUUGCUGUGCGCACCGCCAGCACGCCCCACACCGUCGGCGCCCCCUGCGCCCCCAGAGUCCUCUGUGCGCCCCGCGCCCCCUACACGCCCUGGGGAAAGUUCUUACUCGUCAAUUUCACACGUAAUUUACAAUAACCACCCGGAUUCCUCCGCGUCGCCUAGGAAACGGCCAGGAGAAGCUACCGCCGCCACUUCGGAGAUCAAAGCCCUGCAGCAGACCCGGAGGCUCCUGGCGAACGCCAGGGAGCGGACGCGGGUACACACCAUCAGCGCAGCCUUUGAGGCGCUCAGGAAGCAGGUGCCGUGUUACUCAUAUGGGCAGAAGCUGUCCAAGCUGGCCAUCCUGAGGAUCGCCUGUAACUACAUCCUGUCCCUGGCGCGGCUGGCCGACCUCGACUACAGCGCCGACCACAGCAACCUCAGCUUCUCCGAGUGCGUGCAGCGCUGCACCCGCACCCUGCAGGCCGAGGGCCGUGCCAAGAAGCGCAAGGAGUGACCAGCCGUGGGCUGGUCCAGGGACGCUGCCAAGGGCCCUCUUUCCCUCAAGGCAAGCUUGAGACAAGGUGAGCUCGCCAGGUCCAGUCUCGUCUUCCUCUCUAAGGUGCCACCGGAUGCUCAGACCACCGGCUCUCAGGACAGGAGCUUUCCUGCCUCCCUCUCCCCCCACCCCGCCCCCCAGCCACUCCACGAUGACUUUGCACUUUGCUCUCUGCCUGGUGGGGCGGGAAGAGCAAAGCCUUCCCCUUGCCCGGGCCUGAGGCCCAUCGUCCGGCUGCAGAAAUUCAUUGCCAAAGAUUCAACAGAGACACUGAACAAAACGGGGUGAGAAGGCCCCCACAGUGAAAAGCUACACUGCUGCCCUCUGACCACUGCUCCUCCUGUUACCUGGGUCCCAUCUCACACCAAAGAUGAGUCAGCGAUUGAACUCACCAAAGGGAGAGGCACUUGGUGACCAUUGCAAGUGCUUGACCCUCUGACCUGGAACUCUUUCUGCCCUGGGCCCUGGCUGGCUGGUUUCCUGGACGCAAGAUACGCCUUCUGGGGGCUGUGAGAGGGAGGCUGGGGGUGCCUGUGGGGCGUGAGACCUGCGAUCCUGGCCCUUCUCUCCCUCCUACUGGCUGCCCAGGGCUCUGAAGCAGAUUUUCCACGGUCCCUGGGCCUAGGCUCCUUCUUGGGCCCCAAGCUUUACGGGAAGGGGAUGGGGGACGGAGGGAAGAAGCAGCAGUGACCACCUGUACCCGACUCUAGGGAUUUGCCCCAAGGUGACCUGCCUUUGCUCCCCCGGCCAGCCCAGCCCACCAGUCUGUGCCAGGGGCCCGCCCUGCUGACUGGGCACACAGGAUGGCGCCCCAUUUGGAGGCCAGUGGUUGGGACGGGUUGUUUGAGGGGGCAGAGGGGAGGAAGGGACCAGGGGAAUGGGCCAGUAUGCGGGGAGGAGGGCAUGUUUGAAGCCAAGGCCUGUUCCUUCCUUGGGCUCAAAAGGCCAAAGCUGUUCACAUCUCUGCUCAACCACCUGCUUCAAAUUGAAGUAAAAGCCCCAACAUGUAAAGAAAA